AUGGACGUGCCCUGGUCCCUGGGGUUGAUUCUGUUCCUCUUGGGGAUCCCCCUCACCCAUGCUGAGCCACUGUACAUCCUGGUGACCCCCCGAGUCCUGCGGGUCGGCAGUCCUGAGAACAUCCACGUGCAAGCUCACUCGGACUCCAGGCAGCCCCUUACGGGGACCCUCAAGGUGAACCUCACUGUGUGGGACUUCCCCAUGAAGAAGACGGAGGUGGCCAGAAGCCAGCUCAUUCUCUCACCAGAAAACCACUUUAUGAACCAGGCAACCGUGAUGGUUCCCGAGAGCCUGGUAUACCCCCCACGACCAGGGCAGCAGUAUGUCAUCAUCCGGGCAACCUGGGCGCCUGCCUCCACCCCCUCGUCCAUGGAGAAGCUUGUGCUGGUGGCCCCCCAUGCUGGCUACAUCUUCAUCCAGACAGACAAGACCAUCUACACCCCCGAGCACAUAGUUCAGUACCGGGUGUUCACUGUGAACCACAAGAUGGAUCCUGUGACCAGGACAUUCACUCUGGACAUCAAGAACCCAGAAGGGAUCGCUGUGAUCAGCCAGGAUCUGCUGGCCAAGGAAGGUUUCUUCUCAAGCUCCUUCCACCUCCCAGAGCUCAUCAGUCUCGGGACCUGGCGCAUUGAAGCCAGUUACCAAAGUGCAACCAAGCAGAAGUUCAAAGCAGCCUUUGACGUGAAGGAGUAUGUGCUUCCUUCUUUUGAGGUCCGGCUGAUCCCAAAGAAGACCUUCUUCUACCUCAGUAAUGAAGCUCUGAGUGUGGAAAUCCAAGCCUGGUACAUAUUCAACAAGCCGGUGGACGGACACGCCCUGGCCAUCUUCGGGGUGACGUUGGAUUCCCGCCGGAUUUCCAUUCAAAGUUCCCUGCAGAGGGUGGAGAUCUCUAAAGGCCAGGGCCACAUCUCCCUCCAGAAGGACAUGUUGAUGGCUGCAUUCCAAGGCCCAGAAGAGGACUUCAUAGGGGCCUCAAUCUUCGUCAACGUCACCGUGUUCUCCUCAGGGGGCGAGAUGGUCCAGGCCGAGACCUCAGGGAUGAAGAUCGUCCAGAGCCCAUACAACAUCAAGUUCAUCAGGACACCCCAGUAUUUCAAGCCUGGGAUGCCCUUCCAUUUUAGGGUCUUCGUCUCCAAUCCUGAUGGGUCCCCAGCUUCCAAAGUCCUCGUUCGCUGCAAAAAUCACAAAGUGUACACCUCAGACGAUGGGGUGGCCACUCUGACCAUCAACACAGAUGCAAAUCUGGAGCAGCUCCCUAUCCUGGUGCAAACUGAUGCAGAUCUUCGGCCAGAGGAUCAGGCAUCAGCCAGGAUGACGGCCUUGCCUUACUCAACUCAGAAUGGGUCAGGGAACUUCCUGCACAUCGAUGUGAAGAUGCUUGCCACAGAAGUUGGCGGCAACCUCCAGCUGAACCUCAACACAAGGCAUCAGGACCCUGCAACCCAGGAGCAGAUCACUCACUUCACCAUCCUGGUCCUGAGUAAGGGUCAGAUUGUGUCUGCCAAACAUCAGUUAAAAAGUCAUGGGAGUGUCUACACGUCAACCAUUAUUGAAGUGACUUCGGAGAUGCUGCCCUCCUUCCGCAUCGUGGCCUUUUAUUUACUGCCCAGAGGAACAGGCCAGGACCCUGAACUGGUGACCGAUUCCAUAUGGAUCGAUGUGAAUGACAGAUGCAUGGGGACGCUGAAGGUUGGCUUAAAUAGUGAAGAAUCCUACAGUUCUUUGGAGCCCAACAAUCGGGUGGAAAUAAAGGUGACAGGUGAUGCAGAGGCCACAGUGGGGCUGGUGGCCGUGGACAAGGCUGUCUAUGUCUUGAACAGCAAACACAAGCUCACACAGAAGAAGGUCUGGGAUGUGGUGGAGGAGCAUGACAUUGGCUGCACAGCAGGCAGUGGGAAAGACAGGCUUGCCGUGUUCAAGGACGCUGGAUUGGACCUGAAGAUGAGCACAGGGAUGGACACCCUGGCAAGCUCAGACUGGCACUGCCCCCAGAACCCCCCUCCCAGCCGCCGCCGCCGCUCCCUGAAGAGCCUGGAGACCAAGAGGAAUGCAGUGAGCAAGUUCAAGACAGAGCUGGAGCAAAAGUGCUGCAAGGCUGGGCUCCAGGAGAACCCUGUGGGGCUGUCGUGCAAGGAGAGGGCCCGGCAUGUCCGCCAUGGGUCAGCCUGUGUCGCUGCUUUCCUGAGUUGCUGCCAUCUGUCCGAGACCCUGACUCGGGAGGACCGGGAGGAUCAGCUGCUUCUGGGAACAACCGAUGAAGAGGAGGACUUCGAGGACAUCUUCCUGGAGGACCUGCCUGUCCGGACCUUGUUCCCAGAAAGUUGGCUCUGGAGGACAUUUACUCUGCCAAAAAGUGAAUCGCGGAGCACCUCCCACCACAACAUUCUUGUGAACAUGCCAGACUCCAUGACCACGUGGCAGUUUGUGGCCGUCAGCCUCAAGGCUGGACAAGGUCUCUGCGUCUCGAAACCCUUUGAGCUGACAGUUAGGAAAUCAUUCUUCGUGGAUCUUAAGCUGCCCUUUUCCGUGGUCAGGAACGAGCAGGUCCAGAUCCAAGCUGUGCUGUACAAUUUCCUGAGCCGCCCGGUCAAGGUCCGCGUGGAGUUCCCGCACAAGGAGCCGCUGUGCAGCGCAUCGAAGCCGGGAGCCCCGUCCCGCCAGGUGGUGGUCAUACCCGCCACCUCCUCCAAGAUGGUGCCUUUCGUGCUUCUCCCACUUGAGACAGGCAAAGUGGACGUGGAGGUCAAGGUCGUGGGCUAUGGCAUCCAGGACCACGUGAAGAAGACACUCGUGGUCCAGGAAGGGGGGAAGAUAGAAAAAAUAUCCCAUAGCAUCGUCCUGAACCCACAAGGUCAGACCCAGACUGAGCUGGUGCCAAGAAAAGACCUUUUGAACAAGGUGCCCAACACAGAGGCAGAAGUGUUUGUCAGCGUUCAAGGUGACAUCCUUGGAGAGACAAUCCUGGGCAGCCUGACAGCCAGAGAAACACAUGAGCUGCUGAGGCUCCCGACUGGCUGCCCUGAGCAGACGCUAAGCAGCUUGACACCUGUGAUCAUCCUGACCCGCUAUCUGGAUGCCACGGGCCAGUGGGGCAAAAUCGGGGUGGAGCACAGGGACCAAGUGAUGCAGAACAUUGUCAGCGGAUACACCCGGAUGCUGACCCACCGGAGCCCAGACGGCACCUACCACAUCCACAAGGGAAACCCGGGAAGCACCUGGCUCACGAGCUACGUGUUCCGAGUUUUCGCCCUGGCCUACACCACCACAACCUUCAGUGUGGUGAACCUGAGCUCUCUCUGUGACAUUGCCAAGUGGAUCAUCACCCAGAGGCAGGCGGAGGACGGGCACUUCUUGGAAAAGGGCCCCAUAAUCAUGGCGUCCAUGCAGGGUGGCUACCGAGGCUCUGAGGCAGAUGUAUCCCUCACAGCUCUUGUUCUGAUUGCCCUGGAUGAGGGGAAGGAGUUGUGCAGCGACAAGAUACCGAAUUUGAUUGCCAGCAUGGAGAAAGCCCGCAGCUUCCUGGAGAGACGCCUCCCUGACAUUCAGAAAACCUUUGCCGUAGCCAUAGCCUCCUAUGCCCUGGCCCUCACCAAGAGCCCUCGAGCCAAUGACCGCCUGGACAGCUUUGCCAGCCGUAACAAAAACUACUGGCCAGUAAAGGACAGGGACUGGAACUCCCUGUACACCAUCGAGGCCACCGCCUAUGCGCUGAUGCAGAAGCUGCAGCUGGGUCUGCAUAACGAGACGCAUGCCAUCGCCAAGUGGCUGCUGGAGAAGCGGGAGCUGGGAGGAGGCUUCAAGUCCACCCAGACCACGGUGGUGGCCAUCGAGGCCCUCACCCGCUUCCGCCAAGCUGUCCCCUUCGAGGGCGCCCAGGAUCUCCGCAUCCAGAUCAGCGCCCCAAAGAGAUCCUUGGACGUGGAGUGGGUCAUCAAUCAGGACAAUGCUUACCAGCAGCGGUCAGCAAAGUUUUCUUCUCAAGAUGACUUGGAGAUCAAAGCCAGUGGCAGCGGGAGAGGCACCAUCUCGGUCCUGACCAUGUACCACAGGUCCCCAGAGUCCUGGGAGGACACUUGCAACCUCUAUCACCUGAAUGCCACUCUUCACAGUGCCCUGGAAGAAAAUAAAAAAGGGAAAGAGACCUUUCAACUCCGGAUGGAAACAAGGUUCCUGGGUGAUCGAGAGGCCACAAUGACCAUCAUGGAGGUUUCCCUGCUCACCGGCUUUUACCCACAUCAUGAUGACCUCAAACAGCUCACCAGCGACGUGGAGAUGUAUGCUUUCCAGUACGAGACCAAGACGAAAUCCAGCGACAGUACCGUUGUCCUUUACCUGGAUAAGCUCUCCCACGAGGAAAACACGGUGCUGGGCUUCCGCGUCCACAGGAUGCUGCAGGCGGAGUUCCUGCAGGCCGCCCAGGUCACGGUCUAUGACUACUACGAGCCCUCCCGGAGGUGCAGCGCCUUCUACAACCUUCCCAGUGAGCGAUCAGACCUGCGGAAGAUCUGCCACAGAGACGUCUGCAGAUGUGCUGAGGAACUGUGCCCGACCCAGAUGAAGGACAGCAGGUGGCUGAAGCAGGAGGAGCUCCAGGAGGCGGCCUGUGAGGCAGGCGUGGACUUCGUGUACAAGGCCAGGCUGGAGACUGUGGAGGCCUCUGCCUCCAACCCCUACAUCUACUACAACAUGCAGCUCCAAGGCAUCAUCAAGAGCGGCACGGACAUUGCUGCCAUGCCACUCACCAUGAAGAAAUUCGUCGCCCACGCCACCUGCCAUGACUCCCUAGAGCUGCAAGAACAAGAGACAUACCUCAUCAUGGGCCACACAUCAGACCUGUGGAGAAUCAAAUCUGAUUACACCUAUGUCCUGGGCAAGGAGACGUUCCUCAUGCAUUGGCCGGUGAAUGGGGACGUGGAAAAGAAGGAUUUGCUGGAGCAGCUGGAGGGAUUUUCAGAGUACAUGAGCAUUCAAGGCUGCAAGUCCUGA
Messenger RNA from Miniopterus natalensis, 4989 nucleotides. RefSeq names its product complement C3. Gene Ontology annotation, cellular component: extracellular region. NCBI's taxonomy places the organism in Eukaryota, Metazoa, Chordata, Mammalia, Chiroptera, Miniopteridae. The record is from RefSeq and is a predicted model, not a curated record. Gene Ontology annotation, molecular function: protein binding; endopeptidase inhibitor activity.